Messenger RNA from Nothoprocta perdicaria, 2793 nucleotides. It is a transcript of the gene WEE2, whose product is annotated as WEE1 homolog 2. Gene Ontology annotation, molecular function: ATP binding; magnesium ion binding; non-membrane spanning protein tyrosine kinase activity. Bases 81 to 1763 code for a protein of 560 amino acids. The record is from RefSeq and is a predicted model, not a curated record. The transcript has 12 exons. Gene Ontology annotation, biological process: mitotic cell cycle; regulation of meiosis I; protein phosphorylation. Lineage: Eukaryota; Metazoa; Chordata; Aves; Tinamiformes; Tinamidae. Gene Ontology annotation, cellular component: nucleus.
UCUGUAAGGUGUCUGGUACUCAUUGGAGCCCUUCUGCUUCUACAGGCCAGGGUCAGCUGUGUUUGCUUUCCUAUGGUAUAAUGGAUGACUGGGACAACAGCGAUGACUUUAUCCAGAAGCUGGACUUCUCCAGCUGUGGAGAGGAAAGCGAGGACAGAAGCCUCCAGGAAGAGGACAGCCUGAGCUCGAGCCCUCUGAGGAGCUGCGACCCACACAAGUGGUCCGGGAGCAGCCCCCUCCCGGCCACCCCCCAGAGGAAGCUCAGCGAGAUCUUCCUCAGCAGGACUAAGGCCUGGGCCGGCCCUGCCCUGACGUCCUCUCCGUGCGUGAGCAAGAGCCGCGGCAACGUGGAGACACCACUGCACAUCACCUGGAAAAAGCUGCAGCUCUGUGACACCCCCCACACUCCCAAGAGUCUGUUAUCGAAGACGGCUUUUCCUUCAUCUGGGACAAAGGUCCCGCCCAAAGGAUUUCGACAUCUGAGGUUUACUCCUGGUGCUGACUCGGAUGACUCUACCCAAGCUUCUCAUGUCAACAUCAACCCCUUCACACCAGAGUCUUAUCGACAAAUGAUUUUUCUUCCUAAUGGCAAGCGGAAGGCCAAAGGAGAGCUGAGAGAUCCUGAUCCAAGAAACCAGGUAAAACAGGAGCUACCUACCAAGAGAUACCCUCUGAAAGAGAGCAAUAUGGUUUCCCGCUACAAGAAGGAGUUCCUGGAACUGGAAAAGAUUGGUGUAGGGGAAUUUGGCUCUGUCUACAAGUGCAUCAAGCGCCUUGAUGGGUGUGUUUAUGCCAUCAAACGCUCCAAGAGGCCCCUGGCAGGAUCUUCAGAUGAGCAGCUGGCGCUGCGCGAGGUCUACGCGCACGCCGUGCUCGGCCACCACCCGCACGUCGUGCGCUACUACUCGGCGUGGGCCGAGGACGAUCAUAUGAUUAUCCAGAACGAGCACUGCAAYGGUGGAAGUCUCCAAGAUGCACUGUUAGAAAAUGCAAAACUUGGACGCUAUUUCCCAGAAGCAGAGCUGAAAGAAAUCUUGUUACAAGUCUCCAUGGGACUAAAGUAUAUCCACAACUCUGGUCUUGUGCACCUGGAUAUUAAGCCUAGUAACAUCUUCAUCUGCCACAAGCUGGUGGUUCAGGGCCCAGCAGGGCAGGAGGAGAGUGACAGCGAAGAUGAGUUCUCUUCUGGUGUGGUGUAUAAGAUUGGUGACCUUGGCCAUGUGACAUCGAUAACAAAYCCCCAAGUUGAGGAAGGAGACAGCCGCUUUCUGGCCAAUGAGAUUUUACARGAGCAAUACUGCUACCUGCCAAAGGCAGACAUCUUUGCCCUGGCACUCACGAUAGCCCUCGCAGCAGGCACGGGGCCACUGCCUCACAACGGGGCCAUGUGGCACCACAUCCGCAAGGGGAACAUCCCACCAAUCCCUCAGAAGCUCCCCCACAACUUCCUGGAACUCCUGAAGCUCAUGAUCCAUCCUGAUCCAGUGAAAAGACCUUCUGCUACAGCCCUUACUAAACACCCAGUUCUCCGUCCUUCCCUUGGAAAGGCUGUGCAGCUCCAGCAGCAGCUCAACGUGGAGAAGUGUAAAACUGCCAUGCUGGAAAGGGAACUGAAAGAAGCCCGCCUGGCGCAGAGCCUCCUGAAGGAGCAGCCCUUGGGAAGCGCCAAGCUGCAGGAGUGUGACACGACUUCCAACCCGAGCGGCAGGCGCCUGGUGGGAGGCAAGAGCUGCCGCUCGUUCAGCUUCACGCUGGGUUACUGAGCUGCCCGCGGCCCCGUGGGAGCAGGGGGGCUGCACAAACUGAUGCCCUGCACUAGCCCUCUCUUUUUGACCCACUCUCACUAGAGCUGAACCGUGUGAUUUAAGAAUAUUGCCCUCCGUUGUAYCUGUUGGUUCUCUUUUUUUGUGUGACAAGUCUUGUUAUAAACCAAACGUAGUUCUGCCAUGCAAGGGGGAGAGAGCAGAGGAAACUCCACCCGUCUAGGUGGAUGCUGGCAGUGAUUUUUGUGCUCUCAGUGCUUUGGCCACUAGAGAAUCUCUAGAGGGGAGACCGGUGCCUGUACAAGGCUGUGUCCUCCUGGAACUGAGGUUGUUUGUGACAAACAUCUUGAACUACAUGUGAGAGGACAGGCUUGUURCACUGCUGUCCGAGUGGACAGAGGAUGCGUUUAAAGUGGCAAUUAAUUGAGGGUGGACAAAAACAAAAGGCAACACUUUUCAAGGAGGCCUUUCUUGUGGAAGCUGAGGGAAGCUUCCCAUCCCUUAGCUUCCAGCAACACACCCUAAAUCGAAGGGGGCUUGCUUUCUUGCGGGGUGGCUCCUGGAGCCCCCCUGGGUGUGUUCAGGUCUGCGAGGCCUCCCUGGGAUAACAGGGGAGGAAAUAACUCCCCCGUGCUGGUAGCAGGGCCUGUCUCUUUCCUUGCAGUUUCUCACACACGGAGCAGUCUGUGCAGCGCGGCGCUUCCAGCCAAGGCGAGGGAAGGGCGAAGGACCUGUGAGAUCUUGUUGGUGCUUUGCUUGCAGCUGCCCGUGUCAASUGUGCCUAUUGCUAUUUAAUAAAUCUCAUCUCCCUGUUAAAGGUGACCAAUUUGUCAGAUUUUAUGCCUAGCUGAAUUACAGCUGCACACAGUGUGUAAGUAAAAGGGAGAGUGAGUUUAAUACCGAGUAACUCGGCUGCUUUUGCUUUUAUUGAUGCUAGACUUGUUUCCAUACGCUGGACAGUGACUUUUAAACUUGUAAUCAUACUCGACUGGAAGGCAUGCCCUGCAAAUAAAGUUUUUAAUGAUCACUU